Molecule: messenger RNA, 738 nt
Organism: Sphaerulina musiva SO2202
Lineage: Eukaryota; Fungi; Ascomycota; Dothideomycetes; Mycosphaerellales; Mycosphaerellaceae
Exons: 2
Coding region: 132-575 (147 amino acids)
Source: RefSeq, a predicted model, not a curated record
AGCGUACAUGCUGUUCCUCAAGCUCCACAGAGAGCAAUGAUCAUCCACGAUCGACUUCUUACUUGUUACGAUCCUUCGGCUUCUUGCACCAACCAACCACGCCAACAACAAUCUCGACUACAGGUACUGCAAUGUUUCCACGCACCAUCCGGCGGAGCUUCGUCUCCCAGCGACAACAACUUGUGAUACGCCAAUUCCAAACCUCACCACUACGAUCCCUGGCGUCGAAGGCUGGACAAGACAAAGAUAGCAUUGACACGACAUCGAACGAGUACAGCAAAUCCGGCGGAGAUAAUCAAGCUGCUCAAGAAUCAGCGGCGUUUGAUCCGAGCAAAACGAGCCCGGAGAGUGAAAGUCAGAGUGCGGCAGAGGAGAGCGGGGGUGAAAAGAAUAGCCCUCUGAAUGCGAGUCCGGCGAACCACGAGAUCAGUCACACCAAUACAGAGGCGCAGAAGGGAAAAGCACAGGGUAGCGAAGACCAGACCGGGGGUGGGAGCGAGAGGCAGAGGACUAGUGGACGAGGAAGUCCCACCAAGAGCGGGGGCGGACAGUCUGGUGGAGGAACCGCAGGAUAAAUGAGACAAUGAGGGACAAGAGGAGUGAUAGCUGUGAAAGGAAUAUGAAGGCACAACAGUGCAAACUGCGAAGACAAGACUGGCUGAAAGGAAUACAGCCAAAACAGAAAUGGCUGGCACUACAGUAGUAGUUAAUUAUCCAUGAGAACCUGGAAAAAUUGCC